Rotaria sordida is the source of this 1606-nucleotide messenger RNA. The record is from the annotation of a GenBank genome assembly. NCBI's taxonomy places the organism in Eukaryota, Metazoa, Rotifera, Eurotatoria, Philodinida, Philodinidae.
GACACCUAUUCAUAGUGUUACUGCUUCAUUUAUAUUUCUUGGUACAAGUUACAUAUCAGCACUUGUUUUUGCUUGGAUAAGUGAUGGUAAAUUAGGUCGUGCAAAAACUAUUAUUAUCGGUUUUAUUCUAUAUAUUAUUGGUUAUGUAUUUAUUUCAUUAUUUUCCGAUAAUAAUAAGUAUAAUUUGUAUAGUACAUUUUGUGGUAAAGUAAAUUUAACAAGUUCAAUAACAUCAGAAUUUUUCGAAGAACAAUGUAUUACUCAAGUUCUUUCAACAUUAGUUUUUACUGCUAUUGGUGUUGGUGCAGUACAAUCUAAUAUGGCUGUAUUUGGUGCUGAACAAAUACGAGAACAAAGAGCAACAAGAAAAUAUUUUGAUAAAUAUUAUGCUGCAAUUAAUACAGGUGGUCUUAUUGCAUUUGCUUUUAUUGCUUAUGCACAACAAAAUAAUAGUUAUUUUAUUGGUUAUAUUGUUCCAACAGUAUUAUUAAUAAUAGCUUUAAUAUUAUUUUUAAUUGGUUAUAAAUUUUAUAUACAUAUUCAACCACAUGAUUCAGUUAUUAGUAAUUUUAUUCCUGUUUUUAUAAAUGCUUUUCAAACAUGGAGAAAACAUCAACAAAAUAAACAAACAUUAAUUACUAAUCGAAGACCGUCGAAUUCUUCAACAUUAUUAGAUUAUCAAAUUGAAAAUAGUGAUCAAUUAUCAUCAACAACAAGUAAUCAAUCAUGGUCUUUUUUGGAUUAUGCAAAAAUACCUAAUCAAGGACGAUUUAUUGAUCGUAUAGUAGAUGAUAUUAAAUCACUUCGACGUAUUAUUCUUGUUUUUCUUCUUUUAAUACCUUAUUGGCUUGUCUAUUUUCAGAUUGAAACAACUUUUCUUGUACAAGGUGUACAUAUGAAAGUAAUAAAAAUUCUUCGUACAGACCAUAAUCAACAUUAUAUGCCUGUUAUUUGGCUUUCACUUGGCGAUCAAAUAAUUAUUAUUGUUACAAUCUUUUUUCUCAAUACAUUCGUUUAUAAACGUCUUGAAGCAAGUGGACGAUCAUUUUCAAUAAGAUCUCGUAUUGUUAUUGGUUUGAUUGCAGCAUCAAUUUCUAUGUGUAUAGCAGGUACAAUCGAAAUAUUUCGUCAAAAAACAUGCGAUAUACAACCACCUAUUCUACAAACUAUUGGCAAAACAAAUUAUACAGCUGCUGAUAUGUCAAUAUUUUAUCAAUUUCCACAAUAUGUUGGUAUUGGUCUUUCAGAAGUAUUUACUUCUGUUGCUAGUCUUGAAUUUGCUUAUAUGGCUGCACCACAAUCAGCUCAAUCAUUAAUAAUGAGUCUUCGAUUUUGUUCAGCUGGUAUUUCGUCAUUUUUUGGUUCUGCUUAUGUUGGUAUAUUUGUUAAAAUUAAAGAAAAUCUCACUUUUGAUAAUUCAGAAUGUAAAGCUCACGAUCAACCGGAAUUAUUUUUUAUCUAUUUCUUUGUUCUUGCUGGCUUUCAAUUCAUCUUUAUUUUAAUAUUUCUUGGUUGUGAUCGACAAUUUAAAUUACUCAAAGUAUCAAAACAAAGAUUUAAUACACGAUUAUUUGUAGCACCUAAUUCUCGUUCAUCAAGUACUUGA